GAUUUAUUUUCUCCUUUCCUCCCGGCGGCCGGCGCUGCUCUCUCCUUCGACAUCCGCGGCAGCGAAGACUAGGCCACAAAAUCGCGGUAGCAAGCAGCAGACAGGUGGGGAAGAUGUCGUCGCUGCGGAAUGCGAUCCCGCGGCGCGCUCACAAGGAGCGCGCCCAGCCGGAGGCGAGGAAGAAGUUUGGGCUUUUGGAGAAACACAAGGACUAUGUCGUCCGGGCGCGAGCUUACCACAUCAAGGAGGCAACCAUCGCUAAACUGAAGGAAAAGGCGGCAUUCAGGAAUCCGGAUGAGUUCUAUUUUAAAAUGAUCAACAGUAGGACUGUUGGUGGAAUUCAUAGACCUAAGCCUGAAGAUAAUAAGUAUACUGAAGAGGAACUUCUUCUGUUGAAAAAUAAAGAUAUGGGAUAUAUCCUUCAGAGCGUUCAAAGUGAAAAAAAGAAAAUCGAAAAGCUAAGCUCAACACUCCAUGAACUUGAUAACAAGCCUCAAAACAAGCAUGUUUAUUUUGCUGAAGACAGAGAAGAAGCAAAAGAAAUACAAUCAAGGAUAGGACAAAGCAGCAACAUGCCUGAUCUUGACAACAUCCCUUCUCGUAUAAAGAAGAAAAUAGCCUCUUCGUACAGGGAGUUAGAAGAGAGGAAGCAGCGGCUUCAAAAGCUUGAGAAAUUGUAUGCAGACAUGGCCUUGCAAAAAGAAUUGAAGAAACCUGGACGCAAGAGGAAACUGAAACUCCAUGAAGAUGAAGAGACGGACAAUCAAACAUCACGGCCUGUUUAUAAGUGGCGAGCACAGAGGAAACGAUGAGAUGAUAUGAAUGGGCUAUGGAGGGAGUAAAAGGCAACAUGUUAGUAGUGGAAGUACUGGUCAGUGGAACCGCUCCUUCGGACCUUAAAAUACUUCCCUGUAGAAGUAGCCCUCCACAAGAACUGUGUCUUUGUCAAACUAUUGGGCUUAAAGAUCAGAUUCUGUAUGAUUCAAUCAUGUGCAUCAUAUAUCAA
This is a messenger RNA of Zea mays, 1006 nucleotides long. RefSeq names its product U3 small nucleolar RNA-associated protein 11. Bases 114 to 812 code for a protein of 232 amino acids. The record is from RefSeq and is marked validated. Lineage: Eukaryota; Viridiplantae; Streptophyta; Magnoliopsida; Poales; Poaceae. Gene Ontology annotation, cellular component: nucleolus; small-subunit processome. Gene Ontology annotation, biological process: rRNA processing. The transcript has 9 exons.